UCCUUUAAGCCCUGCACUUUGCUCUCCGGCGAGGUAUAGAGAGAGAGAGAGAGAGAGAGAGAGAGAGAGAGAAGAAGGUUUAUGCCCAUUGAGAUGUCGAGCCGGAGGUCGAGGAUCACCGACGAGGAGAUCAACGAGCUCAUCUCCAAGCUGCAGUCUCUGCUCCCGGAGUCUCGCCGCAGGAGCAUGAGCAGGGCUUCAGCGUCCAAGUUGCUGAAGGAGACGUGCAGCUACAUCAAGAGCUUGCACCGCGAAGUGGACGACCUCAGCGACCGGCUCUCCGACCUGAUGUCGACGAUGGACUCCAACAGCCCGCAGGCUGAGAUCAUCAGGAGCAUUCUCAGGUCCUAGGUUGCGUCCAGCUACGGUCUAGUGUUGUUCUUGUGCCAUUUCAGGAAGCGUCGGUCAUAAAUGGUGUGCCAGCAAAGUGUGUUACAUGAAUUAGCAAGAGCAAUGCUAAACUCCUUGAAGCAAUCGUGCGAUCGUCUCCUUUUUAUCCUACAUUCUCUGGUCUGAGC
Molecule: messenger RNA, 518 nt
Organism: Musa acuminata subsp. malaccensis (wild Malaysian banana)
Lineage: Eukaryota; Viridiplantae; Streptophyta; Magnoliopsida; Zingiberales; Musaceae
Source: RefSeq, a predicted model, not a curated record